Molecule: messenger RNA, 1887 nt
Organism: Vitis vinifera (wine grape)
Lineage: Eukaryota; Viridiplantae; Streptophyta; Magnoliopsida; Vitales; Vitaceae
Product: cytochrome P450 87A3
Exons: 9
Coding region: 13-1452 (479 amino acids)
Biological process (GO): sterol metabolic process
Molecular function (GO): iron ion binding; oxidoreductase activity, acting on paired donors, with incorporation or reduction of molecular oxygen; monooxygenase activity
Source: RefSeq, a predicted model, not a curated record
UUCAAAUAAGAGAUGGAAUAUUUGGGGUAUGUGUUUGUAGGAAUAGUGACUCUUUUGCUUGUAUGCAUUCCACAUUGGCUUCGCAGUUGGAGGAAGCCCCAGUGCAAUGGAAAGCUCCCACCAGGUUCAAUGGGAUGGCCAAUUCUUGGAGAGACCCUUCAGUUUUCGACUCCUUAUACUAACCGCGGUGUCUCGCCUUUCAUCAGAAAGAGAAUGGACAGGUAUGGGCCAUUGUUCCGGACAAAACUGCUGGGGUGGCCAUUUGUUAUUUCAGCUGAUCCAGACGUGAGCCGCUUCGUCCUCCAACAAGAAGGGAAAUUGUUUCACUGCUGGUACAUGGAAAGCUUUGACAAUCUCUUCGGCCCACAGAAUGUGCUUUCAUCACAAGGGGCUCUGCACAAGUGCUUAAGAAGCCUGAUUUUGAGUCAAUUUGGGUCCGAAAGCCUAAGAACUAGGGUUCUUUCUCAAGUUGAAGAGUUGGUGCUGAAAAAACUGCAGUUGUGGUCCAACCAUACCUCUGUGGAUCUGAAAGAGGGCAUUACUUCGAUGAUGUUUGAUUUUACCGCUAAAAUGAUUUGCAAUUACGAUGAGUCGAAGACACCAGAGAAGCUGAGAGAGAACUAUUCUGCUUUUCUCAGUGGUUUGAUCUCCUUCCCUCUGAACAUUCCUGGAACUUCUUACUGGAAAUGCCUAAAGGGUCGUGAAAGGGCAAGGAAAACACUAAGGAAUAGGUUGCUUGAGAGGCUAGCAUCCCCGGAAAGGGAGCACAAGGAUAUCAUGGAUUUUAUUAUACAGGAAAUGAAGAAGGAUGACACUAUCCUAACUGAGGAAAUCGCUGUGGAUUUACUCUUUGGGCUUCCUUUUGGUGCUAAUGAAACCACUUCCUCUACUCUUAUAUUAGCCGUUCAAUAUCUUGGUAGUCAUCCUUCGGCAUUAGCAGAGAUAACAAGAGAGCAUGAGUCGAUUCUAAGGAACCGAAAACAAAAGGACUCUGGAAUCACAUGGGAAGAGUAUAAAUCCAUGAGCUUUACCAUGAUGGUUGUCAAUGAAACUGUUAGGAUGGGAAGUAUUCUCCCUUCAAUUUUCAGGAAAGUGGACAAAGAUAUUGAAAUAAAGGGGUACACGAUUCCAGCUGGGUGGAUGGUUCUGGUCUCUCCUCCAGCAGCCCAUUUCAACCCCAAUGUACACAAGGAUCCCCAUGUCUUCAACCCAUGGCGAUGGCAGGGUCAAGAACCGACUUCAGGUUCGAAUGCUUUGAUGGGUUUUGGUGGAGGAAUCAAACUUUGUGCGGGAGUUGACUUUGCCAAACUUGAAAUCGCCAUUUUCCUACACCAUCUGGUCACAAAAUACAGGUGGGAGGUGAUCAAGGGAGGAGAAGUUGUUUGGCGGCAGUCAACUGGACCCAUUUUUCCAAACGGUUUUCACGUUCGAAUAUCUGAGAAAACUAAGUGAAGAUGGUCCUAUGGAAGCAUAAAUAACUAGAAUAUAAUCACUUGAAUAAGAGUAUUUCAGCAUGUGUUCCCAAAUAAUACACUUGUGGUCAUUGGUCAUCGUGGGUUUGAACUUUUGUAUCUCCAUUAUGGUGGGAACUGUCUUACCUUGAAAAACAAAGUCUAACAUGAAGGUUGUCUAUUUAUAUCAUUGUUUUCCAUAGACUAAAAGCAAUGUUAGGUGUAGAGGCUCUCUAUUUCCAUCAUUGUCAUCAUGCCCUUCAUGAGGUUGGUGCAGGGAGAGAUUACUUAGGUCCUGUGUUACAUGAUGGUAUGCUCCAGAGUCUCCAGCAUGGCGGAAAGAUUGGAGCUAGUGAUGGCAUUGUCAUCGAUAAUGGUACAGGACCUAAUAUUUCUCACAUUGGCUCCUCCACUCUCUGUACUCCUACUAUUUCAU